Messenger RNA from Paramecium tetraurelia, 2472 nucleotides. RefSeq lists its product as uncharacterized. Gene Ontology annotation, biological process: transmembrane transport; potassium ion transport. The record is from RefSeq and is a predicted model, not a curated record. Gene Ontology annotation, molecular function: voltage-gated potassium channel activity. The transcript has 3 exons. Gene Ontology annotation, cellular component: membrane. Lineage: Eukaryota; Ciliophora; Oligohymenophorea; Peniculida; Parameciidae.
AUGAAUUAAUCUUCUAUUAUCAUAGAGGAUAAUAAAUAUCGAUCUGUCUAGGUAGAGGAAGAGAGAAUGCUGACGGCUAAAGCAUAUGACCUAAGAAAGACUUUGAUUUCCAAAAAUUUUUUAAAGAAUGAAUGUAAGGAGGAGUUGGAGGAUAUAAACCAAUUAUUUGAUGAAAGACAAUUAAAUAUAUUAAAUGACUUAGCCAACGAUAAUGGGCAGGACUCGGCUUAAGCUUAACUUAAAACUCAGAGACAGGAAAUAAAUUAAAGAAUAUAAACAGCCAUAGAAAAUGGCUUUAAAAGACAUUCAGUUAUGAUAAUGAAGAAACCUGUUGAGAUUAAUAAAUUCAAUAUUUAGGUUUUCAAACCCGAAGAUAAAUUCAGAAUCCUUUGGGAUUUAUUCACUAUGAUAGUUAUAUUUUUUGCUAUUUUAAUUUUACCUUUGGAUAUUAGCUUUACAAUAGAAUCUGACUUUUUCGAUAACUUUAACAUUGCAUCAAUUACAAUAUUUAGUUUAGACAUUUUGAUAAAUUUCAAUACUUCAUAUUAAUAAAAAGGAUAGUACAUUUACGACAGAAAAUUGAUAGCCAAAAAUUACUUAAUGGCUUGGUUUUGGAUUGACCUUUUGUCCACGUUUCCAUUUGAUUUGAUUAUUAAUGCAUCAACACAAGAAAUAUUACAUUCAGAUGAAAUUGACGAGUCCUCAAAACAAGAUGCGAGAGAUAAAUAGCAAUAAUAGUAAUAGAUAGCAAAUACACUGAAGCUCUUAAGAAUUUUAAAAUUCUUUCGAUUCAUAAAAGUUGUAAGAUUAUUACGGGUUUUGAAGCUCAAAAAAAUAUUUUCUAAAUUAGAAGAUUAUGUGGAUCUAUCAAACUCCAUGAUUUCCUUAUACAAAGUCAUCAAAUUGACAUUUAUAAUGCUGUUUGUUGCACAUUGGCUGGCUUGCAUUUGGCAUUUCAUAGCUGAUUAAGAGAAUAUAUCAGGAGAUAACAGUUGGUUGACAGCUUAAGGGAUAUAGGAUAAGGAAUGGUAUGCGAAAUACAUUGCAUCGGUUUAUUGGGCAACUGCUACAAUGACAACAGUUGGUUAUGGGGAUAUUACUCCAGUGACAUCUAUUGAAAAAAUAUUUGGAAUAGUGGUUAUGUUGUUAGCCUGUUGUAUAUUUGCCUAUAUAAUGAAUAGUAUAGGUGGGAUCUUCGUUUCGAUGGAUUACAAUGAGAAAAUCAUUAGAUAAAAGAUGGGUCAAGCCAAUCAAUUUUUAAAAUCGAAUGAUAUUCCUAAGGAUUUACAGGCAAGAGUAAGGAAGUAUUUAGAAUAUAAAUACGAGAAAGAGUCCACAUAGGUUAAUGAAAAGGAAGCUUUAGAAGUGUUAUCCUAGUCCUUGAGAGUUGAGGUGCUAGCUGCAGUUAAUACAGAUCUGAUAAAUAAUUCUAAAGUCUUUUAAUAGAAUAAAUUUGAAAAGGAAUUGCUGCUUCAAUUGCCAUUCGAAUUAGAGGAAUAGAUAUUUGGACCUGAAGAAUGCAUAUUCUUAGAGGGAGAAGAUCCAUUAGAAUUGGAAAAUGGUUAAAAUAUAGAUGAAAGAUGUUUAUAUUUUCUGAAUUAAGGCAAAGUAAUGUUAUGUAUAUAAAAAACAUUUACAUGCCUAAAGGUUUUGGAAAAAGGUUCAACUUUUGGAGAACUAGGAUUUUUUAGCAACAAACCAAGAAGUGCUUCAGUUUAUACCUUAGAUUUUGUGUAUGUUUAGAAAUUAAAGAAAAAGAAAUUCUAAGAACUUUUGAAGAAAUUUCAAACUCAAAAUGAAUAGUUUCAAAUGAACAAACAUAUUAUUGAACUCAAUGAGGAUUACACACCCCUUAAUCUACCUUGCUUUGGAUGUUAAUAAAUUGAUCACUUUGCUUACAGAUGCCCAAAAUUGCAUUUCAUAGUUAAAUUUGAUAGGAAAUAAGAAUUAGUAUAGGAAUUUCAAUUAGCUUAAAAGAAAGCCAACAAAAAUUACAAAAGGCAUGAUAAAAUUAAAUAUAAUUCUAGAGGUUGCUACUCUCUCACAAAUGAAGUUGCAAAUGAAAUAAAGUAAGUUUAUAUUUCAGAGGACAAACAAGAGGAAGAUAGGCUUAUGUAGUUAUAAUAGCAUAAUGAAGAGGAACCAACUUUAGCUGGUUUUGAAAUGCUUGAAUAGAGUAAACAAAUAUAAAAUUAACAAGAAGAUGAAUUUGAGAGAAUGAGCCUUAUGCAUGCCUUUUUCACAUAGUUUAAUCUAGAUUAAAUAAUUAAAGCUUAUAAUGAUAAAGUAGAUUAUAUUUUAAAUUAAUAAUAAGAAUAAAGUAGAAGCACAAAUUUUAAAUUAUUUAAAUAAAAUAAUGGUAAAUAGAGAAUAAGAUCAAUGUCAGCUGAAAGAGCAGUUUACUUUGAGAAGCUUAUUGAAAAGUAUGGAGGACCCUCUCAAUUCAUAUAAAAACUACAUUAGGAGGAAUGA